Molecule: messenger RNA, 1077 nt
Organism: Microthlaspi erraticum
Lineage: Eukaryota; Viridiplantae; Streptophyta; Magnoliopsida; Brassicales; Brassicaceae
Source: the annotation of a GenBank genome assembly
AUGAUGAACAUGGAAGAGAUGAAGAAAUCAUUAGAGUCUCCUCCUCCGGUUUCGUUUUUGUCAUUACCGCACGACAUCGUCGACAAUUGUUUGGCUCGUAUCCCGAGAAUCCUUCGUCCAGCCUUAUCUCUCGUGUCCAGGAGUUUCCGAUCAAUCAUCGCCUCCCCUGAGCUCGAGGUAACACGCUUACGAAUGGGAAUAGUCGAUGAUUGCCUCUAUGUCUGCUUGGAGAUGGGUGAUGAGAACAACCCUAAUCCUCGCUGGUUCACACUUGCACCAAUUCCCAAACGGCAGAAGUUGCUUCCAAUCCUUGAUUCCUUUCCUUAUCAACAUCCAGAAACCUCAACCAUCGUUUCAAUGGGCUCAAAGAUGUAUCUGAUCGGCGGAUUAGUAGAUGAAGAAAGAAGCAGAAGAGUGUUAUUCCUCGAUUGUCGAUCUCAUCAAUGGUUUAGCCUCCCUGACAUGAUUGUACCUCGAGACAGACCAGCAGCGGAAGUAAUUGACGGUAAGAUCUAUGUGAUCGGAGGCUGCAGCAAGGACAAAAACGUUGAGCAUUGGGGAGAGGUUUAUGACCCACAAACGCUAACUUGGGAGCCAUUUUCGCCCGCAACCCUAGAUCUUACCAAUCAAAAGAGUGUGGUUCAAGGUAGAUUGGUAAUGGGUGGAAGAGUUUAUGAGACGAAUGGUUUGAAGCUCAGCUUGAAGAGAGAAAUUUGCUUGGUAGAGACAGAGACCAACGUGUGGUGCGAAAUAUAUCUUUGCAGUGGUGAACUACGUUGGCGUGAUGCAUACGUAGAUCUGACGUGGAGGAGUGUUGAGGGACUUGAAAAACUGUCCCCUUAUUCAUUUCUUGUCACGGUGGCAAACUCCGGAGGAAGGAGAGUGACAGUUUGGUGGAAGCAUUGCCGUUAUGUAGAGAAAUGGGUAACGGAUAUUUGGUGCGCAGAGAUUUCGUUUAAGAGACAAGGUGUAAGAGGGCUUCGAGGUUGUGUAGAAUGGACAAAAUCCGUGCUCAGGUUUGAUGGACGUGACUGUCCUAAGAAAUUCGUUUUGCAUUCUGCCCUAGUGACGCAUUGA